GAGGGCUCUGCAGCAUUGCUUUCCAAGAGGUACUGGCCUCUCCCGUGGCCACAGCAUUGGAUUCAAAAGAGACUUUCUGCUUUUUUUACUUUCUCUGCAGCCCACUGCUUAGUAACUGUUCCUUAACUCCUAACUGCCAUUCUAAACUCUAACCCACUAGACUAAACCCUUGGCUUUUAUCCCCUGAGGGAGUAGGGUUGCCGUAUUUCAAAAAGUAGAAUUCCUCACACCCGCAAAGUUGGAAACAGAGGCUUAUCAGUGAGUCCAUCAUACCACUUGGGUCUAUUGUAAAAACGCAGGAGUCUGCUUAUUUCCUGGUUCAAACAUUCCAACAUUAAUUCAGUUCUAACACAAACUUAACCCAGAAUUCAGGGUGUCUUACACCACAGAUUCAUAACAAUUUGAAGCUUUGAUAACUGCUGCCUGAGCUGCCUGGUUUUUGUCUUCCCUCCUCAUCCCUUCUUCCUUCUGUGGCAUGUCUUUUACAUUGUUGACUGGGAGAGUUCUCACAUGGUUAUUGACAGUGAAAGACGCUGCGUGCUACAUACAGCAGAGAGCACCAUUUCCUGCUGCAAAGCAGCCACUGCCUACUCGUAACUACGUAGCUGAGCAAAUAUGUUGCUGCACACCUGCAUAACCUGUUCAUAGGGGGAUGAUAUGCUAAUCGAUGUGGCUGAGGAAAUGACUUCUAGCAUUGCGGUGGAACAAGAAUCUUUAAGUCAGGAUCGAGAAAGACUCUUUGUUCUGGGAUCUUGAAGAAGGGAUGUGCCGACUGACAACGUUGUGGAGGGAGCCCUCAGGAUUCCAAAUAUAAGAAGAAUAGGAUUUGCGUGGACUCCAGCAACUGAUGAAGAGCAGGCCAAAUUUGACCAAACAUGGCAGGAGAAAUAAGGAGGCUUUCACGCACGCUGCUGGACUGUCAGAAGAAUGAUGAACUGUGUGUUGUACGAGAGAAUCAGACUGAAGUAAUCAUUGUACCAGUCCUCUUGAUAGGGGUAUUUGUCAUUAUCUUAAGUGUCAUCCUUUGGCUCCAUUACCAGAGCAUGAAGGCAAAGCAGCAGGAUUCUCCAGAGUCCAGCGAAGAAGGUCAUGUCCCAGUAUCAGAAAAGAAGAAAAGCCCAGGGAAAACGGUCAGCAUAUCGGAACAUACUACCAUUCAAUUAAAUGAGACAACCAGGAGUUCCUUGCUUAAAACUGCAGCCUUAACCUUCAAGGAGCUGGAGAUUCCACAUGAGAAAAUAUCCUGGGAGUCACUGAAGCUUAUAAGAAAUGGCAGCUUUGGGGGAAUCUACAGAGCAGAGCUGAAGACCAGCAACCCUGGGAAAACUCAGCCAGUCUUACUGAAGGCCUUGAAAGAGUCUGCCAGCUCCCAUGAGAUUAAAGAUUUUAUGGAAAGGAUUAAGUUUUAUCAGUUUCUUGGUAAUCACGAAAACAUCGUUAAGUUAAUCGGGUGUUGUGUGCACCAGAUGCCUCUUUACAUGAUAUUGGAGGAUGCUUCCAAUGGCAAUCUUCUGAACUUCCUUUGGACCUGCCGCAGGGAUGUGGUGACCAUGGAUGGAUUGCCACUUGAUCUUACAGAGAGGCAGGUCUAUAAAAUUGGACAACAAAUUGCAUCAGCUCUGGAUUUUCUUCAGGGGAAGAAACUAUUUCAUGGUGAUGUGGCAGCCAGGAAUGUCCUAAUUGGCAAUGCAUUUACUGUGAAGCUCUGCAGACUGGGACUGGCGUACAGAGGCCACACCUGCAGUCCCAGCUCCAUCGCACAAACCGUUCCACUCAAGUGGCAGGCUCCAGAGCGACUUAUGAAGAAACCACCCAACAUCAAGUCAGACAUAUGGUCCUUUGGAAUCUUACUAUAUGAGAUGAUCACAUUAGGAGCGCCACCCUUUCCAGAGGUUUCCCCGUCUGAUAUCUUGCAACACCUUCAGAGGCAGCACACUAUGAAGAGGCCUUCCAGCUGUCAGCCAGCCAUGUAUAGCAUUAUGGUGGCCUGCUGGCGCUGGACUCCAACAGAUCGCCCUUCACCCACUGAGCUGAUCAGGAGGCUGCAAACAGGAAUCAAGACCAGCAAUGACCAGGCUGUUCUGCAAAUUCCGGAGCUGGUGGUACCUGAGCUCUAUGCCGCUGUAGCCGGGAUUGACUUGAGAGAUCUCGCCACCGACUACACCGUGUUCUAAAAAGGUGCCUUUUCAUAAUGUACAGAAGGCAGACUCUGCGAAAUGGUAGCUUCUGAAGACUAAUCAAGAAAGGAAAUGGCAUCAUUUCAGUUCACCAUGGAAAAAUGAAGGAGAAAAUGAAGUUGGAUGUUAGGAAGCCUUGCUGUAACGGAACAGGUGUGCAUCGUGAUAUUGUGCGCAUUUUAUUGUAAGCAUGUCCAACUGACUUCAAUGGGUGACCCGUACAACUGUUCAUAGAACUGUAACUUUAGUAGUAGAAGAAGAAUUGAUAGUUAUCCAGGAAACGGCUUCGACUGGCCGGCUAAACCAGGUGAAGGUAGCCUGUGUGGCUGACCAGGAAAGCCCAAAAGGGCAUAGCUGAUUGGUGGCUUUGUCUUCUUGUGUUAAUCUGCU
Molecule: messenger RNA, 2567 nt
Organism: Podarcis raffonei (Aeolian wall lizard)
Lineage: Eukaryota; Metazoa; Chordata; Lepidosauria; Squamata; Lacertidae
Gene: STYK1
Product: serine/threonine/tyrosine kinase 1
Exons: 10
Coding region: 876-2174 (432 amino acids)
Biological process (GO): multicellular organism development; positive regulation of kinase activity; cell surface receptor protein tyrosine kinase signaling pathway
Cellular component (GO): signaling receptor complex
Molecular function (GO): ATP binding; transmembrane receptor protein tyrosine kinase activity
Source: RefSeq, a predicted model, not a curated record